Molecule: messenger RNA, 453 nt
Organism: Trematosphaeria pertusa
Lineage: Eukaryota; Fungi; Ascomycota; Dothideomycetes; Pleosporales; Trematosphaeriaceae
Product: DUF636 domain protein
Exons: 4
Coding region: 1-453 (150 amino acids)
Molecular function (GO): carbon-sulfur lyase activity
Source: RefSeq, a predicted model, not a curated record
AUGGAGGACCAGGGCAAGACUGAGGUGGUCAACCUAACAGGGAGCUGCUUCUGUCGUCGUCUAACGUACAAGUUGAGAUUAGAUAGCAAAGACGAUGCGAGGACUAGUCUCUGUCACUGCAGCAACUGCAAGAAGGCGUUCGGAGGAGCAUUUGGGCUGACGGCAAAGGUGCCAUUGCAGUCGUUCCUCUAUACGAAGGAGAGUGGGACGCCCAAGAUUCAUUCUGCAGACAACGGAUCGGGUUCUAUCAUCCACCGCGAGUUCUGCAACACCUGCGGCAGUUACAUCUGCGAGUAUGGAGAUGCUGUAAAAGACAACUUUCGCUACAUCGCAGUCGGUUCUCUCGACGAUCCAUCCGCCCUCCCACCAAAAGGCGAAUUCAACUGCAUCGAGCGCGAAAAGUGGAUGCCAGAAAUUCCUGAUGUAUUCCACAAGCAGAAGAUCAAGGAGUGA